UUUUAUUAAAAAAAAAGUCUUCUUGUAGAUCAGAUCUCGACCGUCAUUUAUAUUAACUGCGACAUAAUAGAGAGAGAGCGAGAGAGAGAGAGAGAGAGAGAGAGAGAGCAAAGGGAGAAAAUGGAGGAAGCAAAGGGACCAGUGAAGCACGUUCUGCUAGCCAAGUUCAAAGAUGACGUAACCCCAGAGAAGAUCGAUGAACUUAUCAAAGGCUACGCGAAUCUCGUCAAUCUCAUCGAACCUAUGAAAGCUUUCCACUGGGGAAAAGAUGUGAGCAUAGAGAAUCUGCAUCAAGGUUUCACACACAUCUUUGAAUCCACUUUUGAUAGCAAAGAAGCUGUAGCUGAGUACGUUGCUCAUCCUAUUCACGUUGAGUUCGCCAACAUGUUCCUAGGCAGCUUGGAUAAAGUGCUGGUCAUAGACUACAAGCCUACCUCUGUUUAAAUUGAUCAUCUUGUGAUCUUUCUUUGCAAUAAAGUAUGUUCCCUUUUGAUGUAAUGGCCUGCGUUAUUUCUGUCAAUCUCUUUCUUUCUUUUUUGUUGUAUCAGACCAAGUGUGUAAACGAUCAUGAGGGUUUGCUUGUUUUCUUUUAUGAUUUUGAGUAACUUUUGUGGUCU
This is a messenger RNA of Brassica rapa (field mustard), 617 nucleotides long. Its product is annotated as stress-response A/B barrel domain-containing protein HS1. Lineage: Eukaryota; Viridiplantae; Streptophyta; Magnoliopsida; Brassicales; Brassicaceae. The record is from RefSeq and is a predicted model, not a curated record. Gene Ontology annotation, biological process: pollen tube adhesion.